Myotis brandtii (Brandt's bat) is the source of this 5580-nucleotide messenger RNA. RefSeq names its product neurexin 2 (gene NRXN2). Bases 31 to 3294 code for a protein of 1087 amino acids. NCBI's taxonomy places the organism in Eukaryota, Metazoa, Chordata, Mammalia, Chiroptera, Vespertilionidae. The transcript is spliced from 22 exons. The record is from RefSeq and is a predicted model, not a curated record.
GGCUGGUCGUUUCUCCCGGAGGAGCACCCCAUGGAAGGUCCGGCUCACCUGACGUUAAACAGCGAAGUAGGGUCCUUACUGUUCUCCGAGGGGGGGGCCGGGAGAGGAGGAGCCGGUGAUGUGCACCAGCCGACAAAAGGCAAGGAGGAGUUUGUGGCGACCUUCAAAGGCAACGAGUUCUUCUGCUACGACCUGUCCCACAACCCGAUCCAGAGCAGCACGGACGAGAUCACGCUGGCCUUCCGCACCCUGCAGCGCAACGGGCUGAUGCUGCACACGGGCAAGUCGGCCGACUACGUCAACCUGUCCCUCAAGUCGGGGGCCGUCUGGCUGGUCAUCAACCUGGGCUCGGGCGCCUUCGAGGCCCUCGUGGAACCCGUCAACGGCAAGUUCAACGACAACGCCUGGCACGACGUCCGGGUUACCCGAAACCUGCGCCAGCACGCAGGGAUUGGACACGCUAUGGUAAACAAACUGCAUUAUCUGGUGACCAUAUCGGUGGACGGGAUCCUGACCACCACAGGCUACACGCAGGAGGACUACACCAUGCUGGGCUCCGACGACUUCUUCUACAUCGGGGGCAGCCCCAACACCGCGGACCUGCCGGGCUCGCCCGUCAGCAACAACUUCAUGGGCUGCCUCAAGGACGUGGUCUACAAGAAUAAUGACUUCAAGCUGGAGCUGUCCCGCCUGGCAAAGGAAGGGGACCCCAAGAUGAAGCUACAGGGGGACCUGUCAUUUCGCUGUGAAGAUGUGGCUGCCCUGGACCCCGUGACCUUUGAGAGUCCCGAGGCCUUCGUGGCGCUGCCCCGCUGGAGCGCCAAACGCACUGGCUCCAUCUCCCUAGACUUCCGCACCACGGAGCCCAAUGGGCUGCUGCUCUUCAGCCAGGGCCGGCGGGCCGGGGCCGGGGCUGGGGCCGGCAGCCUCGGCGCUGCCCAGCGGGCCGACUACUUCGCCAUGGAGCUGUUGGACGGCUACCUCUACCUCCUGCUGGACAUGGGCUCCGGAGGCAUCAAGCUGCGGGCGUCCAGCCGCAAGGUCAACGACGGCGAGUGGUGCCACGUGGACUUCCAGAGGGACGGGCGCAAAGGCUCCAUCUCGGUGAACAGCCGCAGCACCCCGUUCCUGGCCACGGGGGAGAGUGAGAUUCUGGACCUGGAGAGCGAGCUGUACCUGGGCGGUCUCCCUGAGGCCACGGUCCUGAGCUACGACGGCUCCAUGUACAUGAAGAUCAUGCUGCCCAACGCCAUGCACACGGAGGCGGAGGACGUGUCGCUGCGCUUCAUGUCCCAGCGGGCCUACGGGCUCAUGAUGGCCACCACCUCCCGGGAGUCGGCCGACACCCUGCGCCUCGAGCUGGACGGGGGCCAGAUGAAGCUCACGGUCAACCUCGACUGCCUGCGCGUCGGCUGUGCACCCAGUAAAGGCCCGGAGACCCUCUUUGCGGGGCACAAGCUCAAUGACAAUGAGUGGCACACGGUGAGGGUGGUGCGCCGUGGCAAGAGCCUGCAGCUGUCCGUGGACAACGUGACGGUGGAGGGGCAGAUGGCAGGGGCCCACACGCGGCUGGAGUUCUACAACAUCGAGACGGGCAUCAUGACGGAGCGGCGCUUCAUCUCGGUGGUGCCCUCCAACUUCAUCGGGCACCUGAGCGGGCUGGUGUUCAACGGGCAGCCCUACAUGGACCAGUGCAAAGACGGGGACAUCACCUACUGCGAGCUCAACGCCCGCUUUGGCCUGCGUGCCAUUGUGGCCGACCCCGUCACCUUCAAGAGCCGGAGCAGCUACCUGGCGCUCGCCACGCUCCAAGCCUACGCCUCCAUGCACCUCUUCUUCCAGUUCAAGACCACGGCCCCCGACGGGCUGCUCCUGUUCAACUCGGGCAACGGCAACGACUUCAUCGUCAUCGAGCUGGUCAAGGGGUACAUCCACUACGUGUUCGACCUGGGGAACGGCCCGUCCUUGAUGAAGGGGAACUCGGACAAACCAGUCAACGACAACCAGUGGCACAACGUGGUGGUGUCCCGGGACCCCGGCAACGUGCACACGCUCAAGAUCGACUCCCGCACCGUCACACAGCACUCCAACGGCGCCCGGAACCUCGAUCUCAAAGGGGAGCUGUACAUUGGUGGUCUGAGCAAGAACAUGUUCAGCAACCUGCCCAAGCUGGUGGCCUCCCGGGAUGGCUUUCAGGGCUGCCUGGCCUCGGUGGACCUCAACGGCCGCCUCCCGGACCUCAUCGCAGACGCCCUGCACCGCAUCGGGCAGGUGGAGAGGGGCUGUGACGGCCCCAGCACCACCUGCACCGAAGAGUCUUGUGCCAACCAGGGCGUCUGCUUGCAGCAGUGGGAUGGCUUCACCUGUGACUGCACCAUGACUUCCUACGGGGGCCCUGUGUGCAACGACCCCGGGACCACGUACAUCUUUGGGAAGGGGGGCGCGCUCAUCACUUACACGUGGCCCCCCAAUGACCGGCCGAGCACGAGGAUGGACCGCCUGGCCGUGGGCUUCAGCACGCACCAGCGGAGCGCCGUGCUGGUGCGCGUGGACAGCGCCUCGGGCCUCGGCGACUACCUGCAGCUGCACAUCGACCAGGGCACCGUGGGGGUGAUCUUUAAUGUGGGCACCGACGACAUUACCAUCGACGAGCCCAACGCCAUCGUGAGCGACGGCAAAUACCACGUGGUGCGGUUCACUAGAAGCGGUGGCAAUGCCACCUUGCAGGUGGACAGCUGGCCAAUCAACGAGCGGUACCCGGCAGGAAACUUUGAUAACGAGCGCCUGGCGAUUGCUAGACAGAGAAUCCCCUACCGGCUUGGUCGAGUAGUAGAUGAGUGGCUGCUCGACAAAGUGCUGCUCAGUGCGGAGACCACGGCCACCACCCUGCUGGCCGACAUGGCCACCACCAUCAUGGAGACCACCACCACCAUGGCCACCACCACCACCCGCCGGGGCCGCUCCCCCACGCUGAGGGACAGCACCACCCAGAACACAGAUGACCUCCUGGUGGCCUCGGCUGAGUGUCCGAGCGAUGACGAGGACCUGGAGGAGUGUGAGCCCAGUACUGCUCCACGUUCUUGCCGGACUUUGUCUCCCGCUUGUCUAUGUUACAAAAAGCAGGAGGCAAAGGCCGGCAGUCGCCCUGGCUUCUUUCCUGGCGCUGACCCCGGUGCCUCAGCCUCGGCACGGCCGCCCUCUGGUCAUCACGGGAUGCUGGUGCCACAGCCUUGCAGCUGCGUCACGUGGCUCCUCCGUCCAGCCGCCGCUCCAUGUCCCUGGGUGGUUGCAUGAGGGCCCCAGGCUCCGAUGGCACCAUUUCCGGGGCAGUGCCUGUUCGAGCAGCAUCCGUUUCGGUUAACAGGUGCCCUAGGAUCUUGGGGGUGUCUCACCCUGAAAAGGGAAGCUUCUACGCAGGAGAAGCCCCGGGCGCCUGACCAGCAGGCUCUGCCUCAAGGGCGCUUUGAGAAUCCAGCCUCCUUCCAUGUGGGGCCUCCCCCGUUUUCAGCAGGUGGUCGCAAGGUCCCGGGAAGGAGGGGAAAGGCGUGGAGGGUCACGCGCAGGAGGCUUUCACGGGCCGGUACUGCCACUGCUCAGUCACACGGCCACACCUAAGUGCAAGGGAAUCUGGGAAGUUACUCUCGCUACCCAGCAGACGAGGAAAAUGAGUUGGGGAAAGAGGUGACCCCGGAAGGACAGGGCAUGUGCGCAGACCCGCGGGCCACGCUCCCAUGUCUGCAGUGGCACGUCCACGCUUCCACACCUGCGCACACGAGCUCAGGCCAGAGCCAGGGGUUCGCUUAUGCACACACACGUCUGUUCAGAGUCAGAUUCGCUGACACGCGCACUCACAUGCUCAGACCCAUCGAGGUUCAUGUAUGCACGCGCUUAGCGACACGCCCAGUGCCCAGAAGCAGGCCCUCGGAGGGUGUGUUCCUGCACAUGUGCACACAAGUGCCUUCGUCUCUGACCUUGAAUCCACCUUGGUGCUCACCCUUGCUGGGCUGGUGUUUCCGGGUGGGGAGGGGCCCCGUCCUUCAGGUCACGGCGCACGGUUACGCGGGUCGUUCUCUGCUGGAAAAGGUGAGUGAGGGCUGAAGUCUAGCCAGCGCCCUGCUUGCCCAGCCGUGGGUCCUGGGCCCGGAGGGCGGGGCUGUGUUCACCAAGAGGACAGGAUACCUUUGUCCAAUUGCGCCGGAGAUGCUGUUCGCACCUGCAGGCUGUGGCCGGCCAAUGGCUGCCUUUUUUCUCAUUUGCAUGAAAUGCCCUGUGGGCUCCUGGCCUUGCCCUCAGCCUGGGCAGGGCACCUGGUGUUGAGGCCUUAGCCAGCUGAUUGCUUGGUUUCUGACAUCCUGCCUCCGUUCUAGACACCCCUUUGGGGGAGGUACAUCCUGUUUGGUGGGAGUGGGAUUCGUGGGUAGAUUCCCAGUCAGGGCUCUUCUGUUCCCUAAAGGCAGCGGGGCUCAGCGUGUGGGGCUGGGACGGGGGGGCGGGGGGGGGCCUAGGGGAGGAGGUGCCUGGUGAUGGCUGGUGGUCUCCUUGCCAGAAGGGAAUCCUCUAGCAAGUGGGACUGAAAUCCAGUUUCAGAGCAGAGGGGGUGGCAUCCGUGGUAAGUGCACCUGCAUUUCCCAAAUGCCGCAGCUGCCUGGAGGAGGGGAGGGGCAGGGAGGGAAGGGAGGCUGCUGGUGUCCUUACCAGACCCAGGGGCACCCCACCCAAUGUGCACCCUUGGUGUGGAGCUGCACCCAGGGUCCCAGGCACCAGCAUCUUUGUGAGUCUGCACCCCCACGUGCCCAGCGGGAGGGGCGGCCUGGGGAGCCCCCGUUAGACUUCCCCAGUGAGGAGUCUCUGGGGACCCACCCCUCCUGCUAAGUCCUCGCUGAGCAGGCUUGCCUGACGCUCCGGGACCAGUGUACGGCCCAGGAAAGCCCAGUACCCAUGUUGUGUGAGAGUUGACGGCCCCAGAGCCCAGGCCAGCUUCAGAGCGUCAGGGAAGGGAGGCAGCGUGGGGUCUGAUAGCCGUUCUCUUGCUGAGGGUGAGGUGCAGGGAGGAAGCGGUGUGGGGUUGGAAUCAGAUGUAGGGCCAUGAGAUGGAGGUAACAAGGGUCAGUUGUGGCUGGGGGGGUGUGAGGUGGGGAAGCAGUGAAGGCAGGACACCCUCCCGAGAUGCUCUCAGAGCCUUGGGCAGAUGAAGGCCCUGGAGAAGCCCCCAGGAGAGCAGGGGAGGGGCUGGUACCCAGGUAUGGAGGCCGGGCAGCAGAUGGAGUUGAAGGGAAGGGGAAAGAGGUCCGUGUGACUCGGCCUGGGGGGCUCUAGAGGCGGGCAAGGCUGUGCAGGGGAACCUGGGAGCCAGUGUGUCCUGAGGACCUAAAACCCAACACGUUGGAGGAGAUGGUUGUGGGGGCCCCAGGCUGCGCAGGAUUUGUCUGUGGCCCGAGGCCUGAUGCCCCCGCAUACCCUCGUCUAGAUGGGGGUGAGAGGGAGGGUAGGGAUCCGAGGCCUGUGCCCUGGUCAGCCUCUAGGGCAGUGGUUCUCAACCUUCCUAACGCUGCGACCCUUUAAUACAGUUCCUCAUGUUGU